AUGGGAGUUCAUGGCCUGUGGGAGGUAUUGAAGCCAGCAUCAACGACAGAAGGCAUCCAAGACUAUUUCAUCCGUGCAGGAUUUGAGCGACCGCACUGUGGACGGGUGUAUCGACUGGGUAUAGAUGCUAGCCUCUGGUUCCAUCAAGUACAAUCUACGUUUGCUGUCGGGCAUGCACAGUCGGGUGAGAACCCCGAGCUUCGCACACUAUUCUUUUGGUUGGCACGACUUCUCCGGCUACCCAUCCAUGCGAUCUUCGUAUUUGAUGGCCCGGAGCGGCCUGCAAUAAAGCGAGGCAAACGGGUGGUCAAGAUGGGCCAUUGGAUGGUUGAUGCGAUGAAGAACUUCAUCGACGCCUUUGGAUAUGAAUACUGCACUGCUCCCGGAGAGGCGGAAGCAGAGCUGGCUGCUCUCAAUCAGCUCGGUUUUGUCGAUGGUGUCCUGACAGAUGAUGGCGACGCAUUCCUUUUUGGGGCACAAACCGUUAUACGAAAUUUCAAUGCUAAAGCGCAACAGCUAAUCAUCACCGAAGCCGACGCCGUCUGGACGCAUGAUGCCGUCGCUCUUGGGCGCUGGGGCAUGAUUCUUAUUGCGUUAUUCGCGGGCGGGGACUACAAUAAGGAUGGGUUGCCAGGCUUUGGACAGCGCGUUGCCCAUGGCCUAGCACGCUAUGGCUUCGGGGAUACGUUAUGCAAGGCGGUUCGUGAGCUCGAGGGUGAAACACUCAGAGUGUUCUUGUCUGGCUGGCGCAGCGAUCUCCGACAUGCGUUAUGUACUGACGAUCAGAAGCUUCUUGGCCGCCGGUAUCCCGAGCUUUCAAAGCGGAUCCCUGACACGUUCCCUGACCUCGACAUCGUCGAUCUGUACGCCCGGCCUGUGACGUCUGCAUUCGAAGACUACGAAAUGAGUAUGCCCCACCCGCCCGAUAUCGCCGAACUAGGUCGUCUUUGCGAGCGUUACUUCUCGUGGGGGACGGCAUCAGGCAUCGUGGAUCGCUUUGGCAGUUGUCUCAUCCCAGGCAUUCUAACUCGAGUCCUCAUCAACCUCGCGAUCAACCGUGAUAGGCUACACUCCGCGAGGGAUCCGUUUGUGGUAUGUAGUUCUUUCGCUGAAUGCAGACGUGACACAUAA
Fomitopsis serialis is the source of this 1131-nucleotide messenger RNA. Its product is annotated as PIN domain-like protein. NCBI's taxonomy places the organism in Eukaryota, Fungi, Basidiomycota, Agaricomycetes, Polyporales, Fomitopsidaceae. The transcript has 6 exons. Gene Ontology annotation, molecular function: 5'-flap endonuclease activity; crossover junction DNA endonuclease activity. The record is from RefSeq and is a predicted model, not a curated record. Bases 1 to 1131 code for a protein of 376 amino acids.